UUUUCCAGCUAAAUAGUAAACAAUUUGUGUGCUAAGAAGACUCUCAUUGUGUAGUUUCCGUCGUCUCUCAAUAUAGAGAGACCUAUCUCACGGUUUCAAAAUUGUAUUCGGUGUGUGGACAGAGAAGUCUGUUGAUCGAAUGGAUAUGAUAAGUGAGUUGCCCGAUGAACUUCUUUUGAAAGUAUUGUCGUUACUACCUGCGAAAGAUGUCGCGGCCACAAUGGUGCUGUCAAGACGAUGGAGGUUUCUUUGGAAGUUUGUGCCAAAACUUGAAUAUGAUUAUAACAUCGCUCAAUUUGUUAACAGUUAUUUGCAGUUACACGAAGCUCCGGUUCUAGAAAGUUUGUGUUUCAAACUCAAUCAAAAUACUGCUGAUAUUGUAGAUAUUGGAGCAUGUGCUAUGAGACGAUGUUUGCGCGAGCUGAUCAUCGAGACUGAUUUUUCACAUUUUUAUACUCAAACUCUAGUCUUUAUUCCAGGAAGCUGCUUGCUUGUGACAUUGAGUCUAAAUAACGCGUUCCUUGAUGAUUUUUAUUCUCCAAUAAUUUCUUUCCCAUGUCUUAAGAAAUUGAGUCUUAUACGAAUCAAGUACAUAGGUCGUGAUGAAUUUGUCAACAAGCUUUUAUCCAAUUGUCCUGUUCUUGAAGACUUGGCUGUUGACCGAUGUGAGGAUGAUUAUGUAUUCAACUUCACAAUUAGGGUGCCUUCUUUAGAGAGUUUAGUGUUCAGUACAUCACCAUAUAGACCUAAAGACAAUGCACAUGGGUCAGUGAUAGAUGCUCCUUCUUUGAAAAUCUUGAACAUUUUGGAUUAUUCAAGUGGGUUUUUUCUCAUUGAGAAGAAAAUGCCUAAGAUUGUGAAGGCAUACCUCGACGUCGGCUAUAGUUGCACUAAGGAGCUUCUAGGACCUAUUGCUUCAGUUAAACAACUUUAUAUAUGUUUAUCCACUUCCAUGGAAGCAUAUCAUGAAGGAAGAACAUAUAGCCAGCUUGAACGGUUGGAGCUAUGUAUUUGCAAAACAGAGUGGUUGAAUCUUCUUAUGCGUCUUCUCAAAGAUUCGCCUAAACUAAGAUUUCUCAAAGUAGAACAGUACCAUAUAAUUCGGAAUGGACAUAUAUGGCCGUGCUGGAGUGAACCAAGCUAUGUUCCCGAACUAAGUCUCGAAACUUUCAUAUGGAUACCAUACGAAGGAAGAGAAGUAGAGAAACAAGUCGCUAGAUUCAUCUUAAAAAACUCUGGUCGUUUAAAGGCGGCAACCUUCUAUCACAAAUCAGUAGAUCCUGAAGAGAAGCUUGCGAUGCUCAUGGAGUUGUCAAUGUUAUCUAGGAGUUCAAUAUGCGAGAUUGCAUUCAAAGAUAUGGCUGAACUUCCAUGGAAUAGGUAAACAUUUGGUUGCUAGGAGUUAGAUCCAAGGUUAAAAGACUAGUAACUUGUUGCUACCAUUGUUGGUUUCUUCUUAUAGCCUUAUUUAUUGGCAUUUAUGCAGAACUAGGGGUUCUAUUCUAGCAAUCUAUGCAGUCAAAAAUAGCAAAUGACUAAAAUACCCUUUUAAAACUUAGAAAAAUUACAACGAACCUUUGCUCUUCCUCUCUGGUUCUCUCGACAAAAGAAGUGAGAUUUAUAGGGUUCCUCACUCCCUUACA
Arabidopsis lyrata subsp. lyrata is the source of this 1643-nucleotide messenger RNA. Its product is annotated as probable FBD-associated F-box protein At1g32375. The coding region runs from base 140 to 1384 and encodes 414 amino acids. The transcript has 4 exons. The record is from RefSeq and is a predicted model, not a curated record. Lineage: Eukaryota; Viridiplantae; Streptophyta; Magnoliopsida; Brassicales; Brassicaceae. Gene Ontology annotation, molecular function: protein binding.